Anoplopoma fimbria (sablefish) is the source of this 2568-nucleotide messenger RNA. RefSeq names its product proteinase-activated receptor 3. NCBI's taxonomy places the organism in Eukaryota, Metazoa, Chordata, Actinopteri, Perciformes, Anoplopomatidae. The transcript has 2 exons. Gene Ontology annotation, molecular function: thrombin-activated receptor activity. Gene Ontology annotation, biological process: positive regulation of Rho protein signal transduction; phospholipase C-activating G protein-coupled receptor signaling pathway; thrombin-activated receptor signaling pathway. The record is from RefSeq and is a predicted model, not a curated record. The coding region runs from base 875 to 2014 and encodes 379 amino acids. Gene Ontology annotation, cellular component: membrane.
GUCAUUAAUUUAAGAUACUUAGUCAUUAUUUUAAGAAAGUUUCUCAUUAUUUUGACAAACAAAGUCUUUUCGCUUCCAUACAUAUCUCCAUGUCAAAAUGACAAAAAAAAGAGGGGAAGCGAAGUCUAAAUAAAAAUCCUCAUGUUUGGACAAGCUUAUCAUCUUCAGACAGACAUUUCCUUUCUGUGUGAGUGUCCCGUUUCAGCACAUUACAUCACUCACAGGCAUCGGAAAGAAAAAGAUCCCAAAGUUUUCUAACUUCUCUUACUAAUCUUUGUAAAUCUCCAUUAAACAUACAGAUACUUGAGGAGUUUCAUAUUUGAGACAAGCUCCUUAUAGUUUAGUGUGAAAGUAAAAAAAAAAAGAAAAAAAGAUACGAACAAUACGAUAUUUAUGUAUGUAUAUAUAUAUAUGUCUAUAUGCAUGUAUGUAUGUGUGUAUGUGUAAUUGUUUAUGCAGCUAGAUAUUUAUCUAUAAAAACACAAAUACACACACACACGCACACACACACACACACACACACACACAGUGUUUUAGUCCCUGUUUUACUUUGUUUUACGUCAGAUUUUUGUUCAUGUAAUUGUCUGCACUUGUUUUGUACUCACUUGUCAUCAUGGGUGGAGGCGUCACUACACGCUCUGCAUGUUAAAACAGAAACCAAAGUUAGCUCACAUUCCUGUAGAUGCAGAGAGGAUGGCAAGAGCUUUCUGUUUUUUUUUCUUUUUGUUUGGGGAGGUGUUUGUUUGUGACUCGAGUUCUCCAACAGAGAAGCAGACGGAGGCGACAAACGAGAAAUGUUCUGCUGAGCGUACGGUGUUAGCAGAGAGAAGUGAGAUUUAAGAGUGCUGUUAAUAAAAGACAAGAAAAAGAGAGAAUGGGGAAGUUUGUUCUCUUUUUACUGGUUGCUGUUCUCUGUCUGAGUGGUUCUCUUCAAAAGAAAGAGAGAAGGAGAAACAGAGUGCAGAGGAACAGCUCUGAGGUUCAAGUUAUCGUGCCCAGAACAUUUAUAGGUAGCCGGUUCAUUCAGCCCAAGUUCCUUUCAGAGCCAAAUGGGACUCAAGCUCCCAUUUCAUCUCAGUCCCCUCCAGGACUGCAGUUGCUAAGCAACAGUACCACCGGGUUCCUCCUCGGGCCCCUGAGCACGCGGGUCAUCCCCAUCUUCUACAUGCUGGUCGUCACCGUGGGGAUCCCGGCCAACGUCGCCAUCUUGUGCACGCUGUUCUCCAAGAUCAGGAAGGUGUCCUCCGCUAUCCUGUACUGCAGCCUGGCCGUCUCCGACCUCCUCCUCCUCCUCUCCCUCCUCUUCAAGGCCCACUACCAUUUCCACGGCAACCACUGGGUGCUCGGGGAGGUGGCCUGCCGGGUGGUCACCGCGUGUUUCUACGGCAACCUCUACUGCUCGGCCCUGACGCUGGCCUGCAUCAGCGUCAAGCGCUACCUGGCCGUGGUGCACCCGUUCACGUACAAGAGUCUGCCCAAGAGGAGGGUCACGGCCUGGGUAACCGUGGCGAUGUGGGGCAUGUUCGGCGCUGCAUCCGUCCCAGAACUGCUCGUCCAGCAGAGCUUCCGGCUCCCGGAAGUCGGCCGCGUCACCUGCCACGAUGUCCUGCCCCUUCACCACGACUCCCACUACUUCCUGCUGUACUACAACCUGUUUCUGACCGUCUUCGGCCUCCUGGCGCCCCUAGUGGUCACGGUGGUGUGUUACGCCCGGAUCGUGUACGAGCUCAACCAGUCGCACCACGACUGGACGAUGUACAUCAAGGCCAGCUCGCUGGUGUUCGUCAUCUUCCUGCUGUGCUUCGUUCCUGCCGGAGUCCUGCACUUCGUCCACUACGUGCAGCUGUUCACUGACGGGACGGAUAGUUUGUACAUGCACUUUAAAGUGGCGGUGUGUUUGUGCUGCCUGCAUGCCUGUCUGGACCCCUUCCUCUUCCUGGUCAUGUCCAAGUCUGCAGGCUCCAGCAUUCGCUUCAGUGCCUUUAAAGGCAAGACCCUCAGCCUGUCUGUGUAACGGGGACCUGAACAAAAAACUGGUUUUGAUUUUGCAGCAGAUGAAGAGGGAGAUGUUCUCUGUGGCUGGAAUCCAAAGAGAAAGCAAAAGGACCCUGAGUGUAUUUCUGAGAAACAAGUGGAAUUAAUAGCUUUGUACAGGAAUAUAGUUUACAUGUGUGUGGUAAAUAUGUUAAUGUUGUUUACGUGUGUUAAAUAUGAAAAGAAAGAAUGCAUUUAUGUAUCAAACACAUGAUCAUUAAUGGUUUUGUGAAUGGUUGCUUUUUUAAGAUUUUCAUUCUGUAGAGUUUGGUGGACAAAAAUAACACAAAAGUAUAUUUUUCCUAUUUGAGUUUAAGUCAUUAAUGCUUGAAGUUUAAAGCUGACAAGGAAUAACAUGAAACAGACUGACUUUAGCAAAUAUGUCUCCUGUGUAUUUUAUGUAUUCCUGUUAUCUCUUGUGGAGCUACGAUAAGUAAAACAUAAAGUAAACUAUGUCUGAGCUUUGUUGUGUCUAAUGUUUAUGUGGAUGAUUUUGUGUGAAUCCCUGUUCCUACAACAAAGCGAUAUGUUUAA